AUGCCCUCCACCCGCCUCUCCACUUUCGCCCUCGCCCUCGUAGUCUCCGGUAAGCUUCUGGAAAGCAAUGCCCUCGCCAUCAACAGAGACCACUCGAUUGGAUUUUCUUUUAAUGCUUAUCAUAAACCGACAAAUGACGCUUCGUCCACGAACAUGACUUUUGGGACUCUCAUUUCAGUUACUAGUGAAUCAGACUUGGAGUACCUUGGCAAGGUCAACGUAGGAGGACAAGGCAAGUGGUGCAUAUUAUCCGGGGCCACAUUCACUGACAUUUUCGACCUAGAUUUUAACCUAGUGAUCGAUACCGGGUCCAGCGAUUUGUGGGUUACUGGUCAACAAAUCAAGAUUGACAAAAAUACAUCCGAUAAACUCAACCUUACUUAUGGGAUUGGUUCCGCCUCAGGAAACAUCGCUUACACUACUGUUCGACUCGGGACUUAUGAAGUGCAAAAUCAAGCAUUCCUAAAUGUUGAUACAACGUACCAGCAAGCGGCCCAAGGAAUUCUCGGCCUUGGCUUUAUAUCUCUGUCCGGGAUCGAGAAAAAGGUCAACAAUAAGGCUGCCCGCCCUAUCAUGGCAAGCAUUUUUGAACAAAACUCUUCGACACCGAAUUUCGUGGCUUUGGCACUCGAGCGAACGACUGAUCAAGAGGAUACAUCCGGAGGCAUUAUUACGAUUGGAGAAUACGACCCACGAUUCAAGAACGUUGCUGGAACAACUAAAUACCCCCUUGCGCCUGCGACGUCGUCGCGCUGGACUAUCGCACUGUCGGGCAUGCAGGUCAAUGGCCACAGUGUAACUCUUAAGUCAGCAGUCAAGGGAACGAAGAAGGGGACUGCUAUUUCCCUCAUCGACAGCGGAACCAGUUUGGCAUACAUUCCUUCCGAUGCCGUGGAUGCGAUAUACGGUGCCAUCAGUGGAUCGGUCCAUAUAAAAACAAACGGGCAAAAUUUCUGGAUCACGCCAUGUUUAGGCCAGGCGAAUGUGUCUUUCUCAUUCGGCAACGAUCAUUUCCCAAUUAACCCUCUCGAAUUGACGAGGCCGGCGACUUUUACUGACGGCGGCAACCAAUACACUGUUUGUGUCUCUGCGUUUCGCCCGCAACUGUCAAGUACGGACUCAGACAUGGACUUUUUGCUUGGUGACAUAUUCAUGCGCAACGUCUACUCUGUCUUCAACUUUGGCAAUAUCACAUCCAGCAGCGACGACAACAAGGAUGCUUCGAUCCAAUUCCUCUCAAGAUCAAAUCAGGAUCAGGUUUAUCAAGAGUUCCAACAACAACGCACUCAGAACCUAAAGAACCUUCCUCCGUUGUACGACGUGUCUAAAAUCCAUUCCGACGGAACUUCUGCGGGCGGCGGACGCAUCAAUUCCCGAUGA
This is a messenger RNA of Suillus paluster, 1380 nucleotides long. Its product is annotated as aspartic peptidase domain-containing protein. The coding region runs from base 1 to 1380 and encodes 459 amino acids. The transcript is spliced from 6 exons. Gene Ontology annotation, molecular function: aspartic-type endopeptidase activity. Lineage: Eukaryota; Fungi; Basidiomycota; Agaricomycetes; Boletales; Suillaceae. The record is from RefSeq and is a predicted model, not a curated record. Gene Ontology annotation, biological process: proteolysis.